AUUCCAUGCCUUGAUAUUAAUUAGUUUAUUACAGUAUAUGUUCUUCCAUAUUUGUUUACUCAAAGAAGAAAACCUUUCUUGUUUAUUGUUCCAACAUACUCAGACGCGUAUCAAUGAAUUUCGGAACGAAUUUCAUGAAGCUGGUUGAAAAGCUCGAUUCUCUCAACUCCAAAGAUGAGAACAAGGCCAUGGUUGGUGUUUGCGAAUCACAACCGCCAACACUCGAAGACAAACUAAAGCUAACUCAAGAAAAACUCAAGAUAUCCAACCAGAACCUUGCCUCGGCCGUGAAAGACAAAGUCACUCUCCGCAACAAAGCCAAAAAGACUCGUAAACUGUUGAACAAGACCAACGAGCAGCUCAAGCAAGCUCUUGCCGCGCAAAAAGCCGACAAGGAACAUUACAUGAGCGCUCUCGAAAACUAUAGACAAGAGCUCCUUCCCAAUCUCGUCAGAAAACACUUGGUGACGCCGGUAGAAGACUUUAUAAGGUCGCAACACAAAGCGGUUAAAAUCGAGAACGAAAAACUAAAAUCGCAAAUCGAAGAUCUAAGGUUGGAAAACCGCGAGGCGAGGCAAGAGAUCGAUGGGCUCAACAUCUCGAUCGAGCUAACAAGAAAUGACUUGAAGGACUCGUUGAGUAGGUCGGAGGAUGAGGUGGCACUCAAGAAUCACGAGAUCUAUUUGCUUAAGAACUUGCUCAAGAAGAGCAAUGUUGAAUUCCUCGAGAUGAAGGAAGUCGGGAAGAGUUUGAGAAAAGCGAUAUCUGACGAGCAGUUGAAAUAUUUAUCGGUAAUCGAGAUGCUUCGGGAGAGGGAGGCCACAUUGGUGGCAAAGGUUGAGGCUUUGUCUAACCCGCCUCACGAGACUAUUGCGGAUAAAAAUGAAGAUGAUGAUGAUUUUGACGAGGAAGAUGAAAGUGAAUACGAUAUAGUUUCGGAUUGGACGAGCUCCGAGCAAACGAAGAGCGAUGAGAAUGCGGGAAUGUGGGAAAGCUUGGAGGUUGAUAAUGGCGGAGACUCCGGUUCGGAGUUGGAGGGUAAUGUGAUGAUAAAGAAAAAGAGUAAGCCUCUCUUUGGCAAGAUUGGGAGUUUGCUACUUAGGAAGUGAUUGGUUAUUUAUCAUUUUAUUUUUUUCUAUUUCAUGUUUUCAUAGGGAGGUUUAUAUAUAUAUAUGUUUUAGUUCAUUUUAGUUUUUGGAGGAUUUUGGACCAUCUUAAGACAUUUU
Messenger RNA from Striga asiatica, 1226 nucleotides. The record is from the annotation of a GenBank genome assembly. NCBI's taxonomy places the organism in Eukaryota, Viridiplantae, Streptophyta, Magnoliopsida, Lamiales, Orobanchaceae.